Messenger RNA from Mesoplodon densirostris (Blainville's beaked whale), 716 nucleotides. RefSeq names its product BCL2 associated X, apoptosis regulator (gene BAX). Gene Ontology annotation, molecular function: protein homodimerization activity; protein heterodimerization activity; channel activity. Bases 58 to 636 code for a protein of 192 amino acids. Gene Ontology annotation, biological process: release of cytochrome c from mitochondria; positive regulation of apoptotic process; extrinsic apoptotic signaling pathway in absence of ligand. The record is from RefSeq and is a predicted model, not a curated record. NCBI's taxonomy places the organism in Eukaryota, Metazoa, Chordata, Mammalia, Artiodactyla, Ziphiidae. The transcript is spliced from 6 exons. Gene Ontology annotation, cellular component: mitochondrial outer membrane.
GGCGUGCUGAGGCCGCCCGGGCGGACCCGGCGAGAGGCGGCGGCGGGAGCGGCGGUGAUGGACGGGUCCGGGGAUCAACCCAGAGGCGGGGGGCCCACCAGCUCUGAGCAGAUCAUGAAGACAGGGGCCCUUUUGCUUCAGGGUUUCAUCCAGGAUCGAGCAGGGCGAAUGGGGGGAGAGACACCCGAGCUGGGCCUGGAGCAGGCGCCCCAGGAUGCAUCCACGAAGAAGCUGAGCGAGUGUCUCAAGCGCAUUGGAGAUGAACUGGACAGUAACAUGGAGCUGCAGAGGAUGAUCGCGGCCGUGGACACAGACUCCCCCCGAGAGGUCUUUUUCCGAGUGGCGGCCGAAAUGUUUUCUGACGGCAACUUCAACUGGGGCCGGGUUGUCGCCCUUUUCUACUUUGCCAGCAAACUGGUGCUCAAGGCCCUGUGCACCAAGGUGCCCCAGCUGAUCAGGACCAUCAUGGGCUGGACACUGGACUUCCUUCGAGAGCGGCUGCUGGGCUGGAUCCAGGACCAGGGUGGUUGGGACGGCCUCCUCUCCUACUUUGGGACACCCACGUGGCAGACAGUGACCAUCUUCGUGGCCGGAGUACUCACUGCCUCGCUUACCAUCUGGAAGAAGAUGGGCUGAGGCCACCAGCGGCCUUGGACUGUGUCUUUUCUGCAUAAAUUAUGGCAUUUUUUUGGGAGGGGUGGGGACUGGGAGCCAUG